AUGGCUAUUGAAGACCUGCUCAGCAUACCAGAGAUCCACGACCUUGUUGCCAUGCUUCUCUCCACGAGCGACUAUCUCGCGCUGUGCCGUGUCUCCAGGCAGUUCCACACAAUCUUCAUACCAAAGAUAUGGAGUCGUGUCUAUUUCGAUCGGCCUCAGGACCUGGACUCUUUCGAAAAGGGACUGUCAAGGCACGGCUCUCUUAUCCAGCACUUGAGAGUCGCCAACCAGGCCGGACACAACCGCCUUCCAUGGCGCAUCCGUCAAUACUGCAUCGGCAUUGUCUCUCUUGUUGUCCUGGAUCACAACAUCCAGAUUGUUAGCAGCCUGCUAUUCCACGAUGACACACGCACCUUCGAACCGCCGUUCCGUUCGCUGAGCAUUCUGGAGCUGGAUCUGAGCACUGAUGAUUGUCAGCUGUUUCUUUCGGCCUCCCUUGCAGCAAUCAAGGCGAGUCGCGGUAGUUCGUGGGCAUCUCUCCACAGCCUUCGCAUCAAGACAGCACGAUAUCGAGCGAUCUUUUUUUCGCUGAGCGACUUUCUGAGAACAUUUCCCAAUCUUCGACAACUUCGUCUACAUUGGAUGACCCUCAAUGAGAACAAGACCCACAAGGAUGCGAACAUGGCAGCCUCUUCUAGCGAGUCUGUGAACUGGAUUCAUGGGCUUCACGAGUUAUACCUGCCUCGUACUUGCAUUUCUGCCCCCAACUUGUUAGAAGCUUUACAACGACUGCCACUCCUCCAGAGCCUCCAUAUUGCGGAUUUUAGUAACUAUGACGGUAUUCAGAGCGUUUUUAAAAACCUGCAUAUUUUCUGCCCGCACCUCACCACGAUCGCCAUGCUAGGAGAUGGUCACCCGAUAUCGAAUGACCUAUGGAUCGAUCUCUUCAGAAAAUCCCCAGGACUCCGAGGAUUCCACAUCGGCAAUACAGGUUUCAAUGAUGCGGCACUUCGGAUGCUGCAGCAUCAUUGUGGUGAUCUCGAAGAACUUUCCAUUUCAUCUGAGCCGGCUGUGACCGCCCAGGGUGUGCGUGAAGUGUUGGAGGAUUGUCCACGUCUUGUCCGGUUGGAGCUGUGGUUGAGCGGGCUGUCUUCUGAAGUCUUUGUUGGUCUGAGAGAGUGGGCAUGUCGAAGGACACUGUCGGAGAUUUUCAUCAGUCGGCUCGAAGUACGCACGAAUGACCAUGAACAGAUCGGGGCCCGUCUACAAGGACUGGAAAAUCUGAGGAGACUGACAUUUGGCUGCGACCGGGGCCACAUGGACAUGCUGUUGUUCAGACAGCGCGGACAGGCGAUCUACCCAAAACUGGAAUUUCUGUGGCUCCAAAACAUGGAGCCGAGAAUGACUGCCGAGCAGAUGGGACAGCUCUUGGCUGCGCUACCUCGGGUUCAUGAGAUGACAAUACUCCAUUGUCUCUCAGACGAGGCUAAAGAAUGGCUUCAGCACCACCACCACCACCGGCACCUCAACAUACAUGCAAUCUAA
Gamsiella multidivaricata is the source of this 1485-nucleotide messenger RNA. RefSeq lists its product as uncharacterized. Gene Ontology annotation, biological process: SCF-dependent proteasomal ubiquitin-dependent protein catabolic process. The record is from RefSeq and is a predicted model, not a curated record. Bases 1 to 1485 code for a protein of 494 amino acids. The transcript has a single exon. NCBI's taxonomy places the organism in Eukaryota, Fungi, Mortierellomycota, Mortierellomycetes, Mortierellales, Mortierellaceae. Gene Ontology annotation, cellular component: SCF ubiquitin ligase complex.